Erpetoichthys calabaricus (reedfish) is the source of this 1795-nucleotide messenger RNA. RefSeq names its product bactericidal permeability-increasing protein-like. Lineage: Eukaryota; Metazoa; Chordata; Cladistia; Polypteriformes; Polypteridae. The record is from RefSeq and is a predicted model, not a curated record. The transcript is spliced from 16 exons. Bases 164 to 1615 code for a protein of 483 amino acids. Gene Ontology annotation, molecular function: lipid binding.
AUCACAUCCGCAGCAGUGGUCAGAGUGUACAGCCAGGCUGAACCCCCCAGUGCUGACAGACUGCUAACCUCGCAGUAGGGAAAGUGAGCCGACUUGGGGACUUAAAGAGGACUUGACACCCGGAGCCACUAACAGCAGCUGUGCACAACAGAGUGGUGCCAGGAUGGUCCAGUGGUGGCUUUUGGUUUUCUUGUCUCUGUGUUCGCUGUCUCAUGGCCUGAAUCCUGGAGUCAUAGGGAGGAUCACCCAGAAGGGCAUUGACUAUGGUCGUCAAAUUGGGUUAAUUGCUGUUCAGGAUAAACUGAAAACUCUCCACAUUCCAGACAUAUCGGGUUCAGAGAAAGUCUCACCAAUUGGAAAAGUGGAAUACAGCAUUUCGGGGAUGCGGAUUGUGAAUCUGGGACUACCACAGUCAGCUGUAGGAUUCGCAGCAGGAACUGGCAUUAGCUUGUCUAUUACCAAUGCCUUCAUACAAAUUAAUGGAAACUGGCAUGUGAAAUAUCUCCGAUUUAUCAAAGACCAUGGCACCUUUGACCUCUCGUUGUCUGGUAUCACCAUUUCUGCUACUAUUGGGGUAACACACGAUGAGACGGGAAGACCUACAGUAUGGCCUGCUGGCUGUUCAGCUAAUGUCGCCAGUGCCAAUGUGAAGUUUCAUGGGGGAGCGAGCUGGCUUUACAAUCUUUUCAAGCAGUCAAUUGAUAAAGCUCUUCGCAAUGCCCUAAACAGUCAGCUGUGCACUGUGGUGUCAGGAGCCAUUGAAAGUAUCAAGCCUCAUCUGAAGACAUUAAACGUGCUGGUCAGGGUGGAUCAUUUUGCCGAAGUGGACUAUUCUCUGGUACUGCCUCCAUCGAUUACAAAAAGCUACAUCGAUCUUGGUGUCAAGGGUGAGUUCUAUAACAUCGGGCAGCACCGGGAGCCUCCUUUUUCUGCUCCUUCCUUCAGUCUUCCCAACGAGGCCAGCAACAUGCUAUACAUUGGCCUGUCUGCGUUCACCAUCAACUCGGCCGCCUUUGUCUACAACAACGCUGGAGUGCUCCAGAUAAACGUCACUGAUGAAAUGAUUCCUAAAUCAUCUCCUGUACACUUGAACACCAAAACACUGGGGUUAUUUGUUCCAGAGGUGGCUCGGCGUUAUCCGAACAUGCCUGUGAUCCUGAAUGUGAGAGCUACCCAACAGCCAUCUGCCAACAUUCAGCCCAACAACGUCACCCUGCAGUCGAUUGCAUCCAUGUCUGCAUAUGCCGUGCAGGCCAACUCCACCCUCGCACCGCUGUUUGACCUCAGUGUGGUUGCAUCUGUGAGCCUCAAUUUCAACAUUUCUGGACUGAGGCUGGUGGGAUCUUUAUCACUUGACGAUGUACAGAUUUCUUUACAGAAGAGCUUUGUGGGCCCAUUUCAGGUCGCCAGCCUGAAUAACAUCAUCCAGUUCACCCUGAAAGCUGUCGUGGUGCCCAUGCUGAACGAUCUUCUAACAACUGGUUUCCCACUUCCAACAAUUGAAAAGCUGCGCCUUGUUGGCCCUCAUAUUAAAAUCCUGAAGGAUUUCAUUUUGAUUGGAACAGAUUUACAGUAUGAGCAAGAUGGCAGCACUGCAGCCUACCUGCGUCGUUAGCUAGGAGGUGUCCAUUAUCAGAGGAGUAUCCACAGUGAAAACACAAGAAACAAGUCUGCUUAGGGCCUGAUGAAAUGCAAGGAAUGGCUUUAGAUCUGGCACCACCAUCUUUAAAUUUACAGUAACUGGCUUCAAAAAUUAAAAUAUCUGUUAAUAAAAUUAAUGAUUUUUCACAAGAUG